Molecule: messenger RNA, 3111 nt
Organism: Bufo gargarizans (Asiatic toad)
Lineage: Eukaryota; Metazoa; Chordata; Amphibia; Anura; Bufonidae
Gene: UCKL1
Product: uridine-cytidine kinase 1 like 1
Exons: 15
Coding region: 1238-3016 (592 amino acids)
Cellular component (GO): cytoplasm
Molecular function (GO): ATP binding; kinase activity
Source: RefSeq, a predicted model, not a curated record
AUGAUGCAGUCAGGUCAGGGGAGCCACAGUCGGGCCAGGAGAUGCGGCUGACACACAGGCUGUGUUUCUCGGGCUGAUGACAGCCGUGUGAAUCAGCCUUUACCUCCCUUUCAGAUGUUGAUUGGAAUGCUUGUUGUAGCUGGAGCUAGUGCGAGUUGCGAUCCAGUCUCCCUCCACCUCGGCCGCUGGGAUACUCUGGUUCCUGGCAACCAAAGGUGCCCUUCAGAAGGAGAUCGGAGCACAUCUCAGACUAAUAAUACAGCUCUGGCAUCAGCGGGCAUUUCUGGUCGGCAUCUAAAGGCAAGGUAAGGAAUAUCUCCUUACACAUAUAACAUAGCAUCCCUUAAACCUAUAGAGCAAAUAAAGUCUCAUUUAUCCAAGUUUGAAGUUGCAUAAAAGUUGUAGUGUGCCGCACGCAUGUCAUAUCCCAGGUCCAUAGACUUGCACUACAGAUUAAACUGAUUGCCGGGCUUUUUAUGCAUCUACAUACAAUGUUACCAUGCAGCGCUCGCCCUGCAUUCAGACAUUCCCUGUUGAAAUCCAGAAAAACAAAUGAAGACAGUGGAUGAUGAGAAUAGAAGCAGUUGUUUAUUGACUCUGGUAUAAAAAAAAAAGAAAGAAGAGACAUUUAAUUUAUAUAUUUAAAAAGCACUUACCGAUCCUCCACUGGUUAAUCUCUGUUCUCAGGAGACUGCUAGACUAUAAUGUCAUAUAGUACAUGUCUGGAACCCUGCAGCUAGGAAGCCAUUCAUAAGACGCUUGUGGUGCACACAGCGGAGGUGACCAUUUUGUUAAAUACAGUAGCAACUGGACUAAUGUGUGAGAAUACAGCGUGCUGUGUGUGUAGCGUGCUGUGUCUAUUGUAUUGUCAGGAAUGUUGUCUCCAACAUGGAUGCCUCCACUGCGUGUCCAAGUGAAGGUCUUAAAAUGUAGCUCUGUUCUUGGACACGCUCAGGUUAAAGUAUCAUGUUGUGGCAAAUGACUUGAUUUUGCUCGCAUUGACGUGUCUUCUAAUCCAGUUCCAUCUUCAUUUCUCCAGGUUUCCCCAGGUCUCAUAGCAGGCGCUAGUGUCUCACUGCUGCCCCCUGCUGGUUCAGUGUCGGUAGAGAGCAAGUUCUGCCGUGAUGCUUUAAGGGUAGAGCUACACAGCGAUUUUGUCGCACACGCCCAUCUUGUGCCCAGGUAUUGCAGUGUAGAGGGCUGCCAUAGGAGUGAAUGAAAUCUCAGUGAAACUCACAUGUUUACUGCGACACUUGUAUCGCAAAAAAACAAUGUUGUUUUUUUCUUUUUCUUUUUUUUUGCAAUUCACGUGUCGCGGUUGCAGCAAAUUUGCGAGAUGCACUGCAACACCAUUCAUUCCUAUGGCAGCCCUCUACAGUGCGAUACUUGGGCGUUACACAUGCCGCUCUCAAAAUCGCUGUGUAGCCGUACCCGAAUUGAUGUGCAAGUCAACAUGGUGCUGAUAGAGAACAAGUGGAUUCCAGCAGAAUUCAGCGUAGACUCAGGUCAUAACUUACUACCGCCGGUCAGCCCUGGACGAUCCAGCAGAAGGAGGACGACCAGCCAGUGUAAGUCCGAGCCCCCUCUCCUUCGAACCAGCAAGAGGACCAUCUACACAGCAGGGCGACCACCGUGGUACAACGAGCAUGGGACACAAUCGAAGGAGGCUUUUGUGAUUGGUCUGGGUGGUGGUAGUGCGUCGGGUAAAACCACAGUUGCCCGGAUGAUCAUUGAAGCUCUGGAUGUUCCUUGGGUGGUCCUCUUGUCUAUGGACUCUUUCUACAAGGUGCUGACGGUAGAACAGCAAGCUCAGGCUGCCUGCAACGAAUAUAACUUUGACCACCCAGAUUCAUUUGACUUUGAACUGAUGAUCAGUACAUUGAAGAAGCUGAAACAGGGAAAGAGCGUGAAAAUCCCCACGUAUGACUUUACCACUCACAGCCGAACCAAAGAUUGGAAAACCCUUUAUGGAGCCAACGUGGUCAUAUUUGAAGGGAUCAUGGCGUUUGCACAUGCAGAGCUUCUGAAGCUGCUAGACAUGAAGAUUUUUGUAGACACUGAUUCCGAUAUUCGCCUUGUACGGAGACUGCGGAGGGACAUAUCAGAACGAGGCAGAGAUAUUGAGGGAGUCCUCAAGCAGUACCAUGCCUUUGUGAAACCUGCUUUUGACCAGUACAUACAGCCCACUAUGCGCCUCGCAGAUAUUGUGGUGCCAAGAGGUAGUGGUAAUACAGUGGCCAUUGAUUUGAUUGUGCAGCACGUACAUAGUCAGCUGGAGGAGAGGAAGCUCCGCUGGGACAUGGCGGCCUUGGCCUCUGCCCAUCAGUCACAGCCACUGCCAAGGACACUUUGCGUCUUAAAGGAAACACCUCAAGUAAGCGUCAUGCACACAAUUAUAAGGAACAAGGAGACAAGUCGGGAUGAAUUCAUUUUCUAUUCUCGCCGCCUCAUGAGACUUCUGAUAGAACAUGCACUUUCCUUUCUUCCAUUCAGGAGCUGCACUGUGCAAACCCCACAAGGACAUGACUACUAUGGACGGACGUAUGAUGGCAAACGGAUAACUGGAGUUUCUAUAUUGAGAGCUGGAGAGACAAUGGAACCUGCACUGAGAGCUGUAUGUAAGGACGUAAGGAUUGGAACCAUUCUCAUCCAGACUAAUCCUAGCACUGGGGAGCCAGAGCUGCAUUAUCUCAGACUCCCAAAGGAUAUUAGUGAGGACCACGUUAUUCUGAUGGAUUGUACAGUGUCCACUGGGGCUGCAGCCAUGAUGGCAGUUCGGGUACUACUGGACCAUGAGGUUCCAGAGGACAAGAUCUUCCUGCUGUCUCUGCUUAUGGCGGAACUGGGAGUGCACUCUGUGGCUUAUGCUUUCCCCAAUGUACGUAUCCUAACCACAGCGGUGGACAAGAAAGUCAACAACAUGUUUCGGAUCAUCCCUGGGAUUGGUAAUUUUGGCGAUCGGUAUUUUGGGACAGACGCCCCAGCAGACUGGAGUGAUGAGGACGAUCCUGUCUGAUAGGUCCUAACCUUCCUUAUUUACACUAUUGUUCUUUAUUGUGUCGCUGCGGACUAAAUCCUAUUUUUCAAGUAAUAAAAAUAUUUAAAAACUUU